UAUUGUCAAGAUUUUUGUUUGGUAAAACCUUAUCUAGAAAAUUAUCAGAUGAGAUUCCUGCAUUCUGCAUGCCGUUUACCUAUAAAGUUGUUUAUGUAUACAAUAAUCUGUAAGUUUAAACAUUACGAAACCCACUGAUGUAUUGAGGCCAGUGUUAAAAUAUUUUCAUUCAGUUCUGUGUUGCAUAUUAUGGAAGCAUCAAUUACCAGUUUAUUGCAGCUCAUUAAGUGACAGUGACGUGUUUAUUUUUAAAAGUCCAUUUGUAUUAGGUAUUCGAUGAGAGACAUCAAUAACUAAUUUUGUUUAUUAAGAGAUAUUAUAUAUGCUAAUAAAAAGUUGUAAAAACAAAGAUGACGUGGAUUUGUGACGAAGUAAAACAACUGGAUUUAUUAUUAAAUGAAUAUUUAGGAACAACAAAACUAAUCAAAGAUGUUAAGACGAAAAAGAUAUCUCAACCAGGCGAGAAUUAUGGUAGUAUAAUGUACAGUUUAGAUGUUACUGUAGAAGACAAACAAAAUAAACAUGAAGAAACCAUUCACACUGUAGCUAAAGUCCUACCACAAGGUGAAUUGAUUAGACAAAUAUUUAAUAUACAAACUACUUAUAAGAAUGAGAUGGCAUUCUAUAAAGUAAUAGUGCCUACAAUGUUAUAUUUUCAAAAGGAACUAGAUAUUCAGAAACCUAUAGACUGUUUUGCAAAAUGUUAUGCUGUAAGAAAGAAUUUAUUGGAAAAUAGCGACGUUAUCGAUGAUGAUGCAGUGUUGCUGCUAGAAAAUUUAAAAACGGCAGGUUUCAUAAACAUAGACAAAGUCAAAGGAUUUGAUUUGGAAACAGCUGAAAUGGUCCUAAGAAGCUUAGCACAAUUCCAUGGUAUCUCGUUAGCACUCAAAAUAAAAAAACCUGAAGUAUUCGAAAAAAAAAUUAAGAUGCAUUGCGAUGACUACUACAUUGCCGUAGGUGAAAUGCCUCUAAUGGUCCCCACAAUACAACUGCUCCUUAAUGAAAACGAAGAAAUCAAAGAACAAAUAUUGCCGAAGGUUGUGGGUUGGGAAGGUGCUAAGCGUAUUCCAAAAGAAAGUAUUUUUAACACUCUAGUCCACGAUGAUUUGUGGACUAAUAAUACAAUGCAAAAAUUUAAAAAUGGAAAACCAGUGGAAAAUAAAUUGGUAGAUUUUCAGAUUAUAGCUUACGGAUCUCCAGCCAGAGAUCUUUUCUUUUUUUAUGGUCUAGCCUUCCUUUGGCUCUCAUAAAAACCCAUUUAGAUUACCUUAUAAAAUACUAUUACGAUAAUCUCAUUACAGUAUUAGGGAAUCAUAAAAUAGACAUUACUCCAUUUACUUUUGAAUAUUUUUUAAAAGAAAUUCACGAUAUAUCUCCUUUCGAGUUUAAGCAUGCCUUCUAUUUCCAUUUGGUCGCUGUUCAUGCUAAAAAAGGUGGAUUUGAAAUGACUAAGUUACCUACUGUAGAAGAUAUAUACAACGGUAUUACUGAUGUUGCCAAAGAAAAAGCAUUUUAUAUGACCAAGGAGUGUUAUAAAAGGGGAUGGUUUAGAUCAAUAUAAAUAUAUUAACAGUUAUUGUUUUAUUAUUUCUUCUUUUCCAAUACUAUGCAGACUAGAGAGUAGGAUACAAAUUCAAAUAAUUUUA
Molecule: messenger RNA, 1646 nt
Organism: Psylliodes chrysocephalus
Lineage: Eukaryota; Metazoa; Arthropoda; Insecta; Coleoptera; Chrysomelidae
Source: the annotation of a GenBank genome assembly